Molecule: messenger RNA, 393 nt
Organism: Eruca vesicaria subsp. sativa (arugula)
Lineage: Eukaryota; Viridiplantae; Streptophyta; Magnoliopsida; Brassicales; Brassicaceae
Source: the annotation of a GenBank genome assembly
AUGGAAUUCAAGAGGAACGGAGAUCGAAAGGCAAGACAAUCUGCUGCUUACCAGAGGAGGAUAAAAAGAUUGGUGGAAAAGCUUAAUGAAAUAACCAGCUUGUGCAAUGCGAGUGCUUGUUUGGUCUUUUACAGACGUGAUGGCGCCGAGAAGUUUGUGGCGUGGCCAUCUCUGGAGAAGGCUAAUUCUCUCAUCGAAAGCUAUUGCGCAUUACCGGAAAUCGAGAGGAACAUGAAUACGGAGGAUCAAGAGUCAUACCUCAAGGCCCAAACCGAGAAGAUGAAGGAGAAACUAGACCACUCUCGAAAGCGAUCAUAUGCAAAUGUUGACGAUGAGGACAUGGAGACCUAUCAAGGAGAGAGCAGCAAAUCUGGUGGUGCGGACGUUGCCUAA